Molecule: messenger RNA, 5427 nt
Organism: Peronospora matthiolae
Lineage: Eukaryota; Oomycota; Peronosporomycetes; Peronosporales; Peronosporaceae
Source: the annotation of a GenBank genome assembly
AUGGUACGGAAACCGGCGGCCUGGAAGACGUUUUUGGACUCUAAAAACGUCCAUACACAGCACAAGGUGAAGCAAAAAGACGUGGUGGUUCCAAUCGUGCGUUGGAAUGAGCCGCCGCAAGUCGAAGUAUCUUCUUUGCACAUCUUCCACCUACCAGUGACUCAACCGAGUCAGAACUCGUCGUUCUUGGCUAGUAAAGAGAGUAGAAAACUAUUUGCUGGUGUGGAAAAGCAGUAUGAUGCUCGCGAUCAUCUGUGUGUCUUUGCAGGGACGGUCGAUGGCACUAUUAUUUACUGGAGGUUCGAGCACGACACUGUUGCACAAGUUAAUAUGCUCGUACUUCCACACGCUGAAAGUAGGAGACAGCCUGUUGUGGGCAUGGUCAGUGGGACAGAUGAAUGGGGACAGAGUAUGCUGAUCUCUGCAUCGGAGGACGGAGCAGUGGUGAGGUGGAAGCUGCCUAAUGGGGCCUGUGCAGAAGCCAACGAUUCGCUGGCAAAAGAGUUGUCGCCGCUGCUGGGACUCGAAAUGCUGUGUAAUAGACGCUUCGCACUUGUCGUGAGUAAGGUGUCAAGCAUCAUGGUGCUAGACACGUGGAAGAUGCAGCUGUUGUACUGUGUGGACACAGCGCAGGAGCAAAUACGACGGAGUGUGGCAGUGGGCGAGUUGUCAAUGUCAAGACCAAAGUCACCGCGACGAAGGGUGGUCAGGUCGACUAAUGCAUCGAAAAUGGAGACAAAGAGCAAGGGUAGAAAUGAGGAUCGAGAGGUGGUGGAAGGAGGACGAAUGGCUCCAUCUCGAUCAUCCCCCGCUGGCGGCGCGAAAUGUACGGUUACGCUUCCUUUAUCACACCAUGCAUCAACGAAACAGCAAACUCAGCGAUGGGACGCAGUGGUGAUAUCGCUGGGUGCUGAUGGACUUGUCAAAUGUUUUUUGUGGACACAGCCUAGGGGAUCUACGAGUAGCACAUCGUGCAAUGUGACUAGUGGUGGUGCGUCCGCGCACAAUUCGUGGGGGUUUCGGUGGGUGCAGCGCAGCACCUGGGUCAUAUCGUGGGCUGAUCAGGCGGAGGACAUUACGUGUUCGCAAAGCACAUCCCUGAAAGACGGGGAUAAUUUGAAUCCACAGACUGCGUUGAUGGGCUCUAUCAAAAACAGCUAUUUCCCGCAUUCUGUAAAGAUGUCUCCAGAUUCAUCUCUUGUACUUCUCGUUUGGAGAACUAAGUUUGUUGUGCUCAAGCGCAGUUGGUUGUGCUCACUGAAAUCUCGCAGUGAUGGCCAAGCUCGCAGUGAACGAUCUGGAAAGUCGAGUACUGCCGGGGUAGGAAGCUGUCGUGUAUCUCCGGCAGAGUUCUUGCGCCAAGCAGCUGAAGCACAUGGAAGUAACGACCUUGAUACGUGCAAUAACGAAGUUAGUAGUGGAAGUAUUGAUUGGGAAGAUGGCAAGUUUUUAGAGAAUGGCAUUAUCGUUUUGUGGACAAGUACCGGACAGGUGCUCCAGUUUUUGCCAACUGAACCUUCAGCAAAGACUGCUGGAAAGCUUUUCAUUUUUACGAAAGACCAAGAUCAGUUAGUUCCACGGUCUGAUUCUAAGGAUUUAGGUCACUUCAAAGAGGCUGCAUGCGUUACAUCGAUGGGUUGUCGGGCAUGUUGUCAGCGUGUAUUGCAAACGGAUGAUCGCCCACAAACGAAGCUAAAACGCUUGAAUGCUUUACUGGCAGAAGAACGUCGGCAUCCAGGAUACAUGUCGUGCAUUGAAUCUGGAUCGUCAGCUUCGGAAUCUACAGUGCAAAUUGUGCACACGUGCUAUCGGGGAACCGUAAGGCGUCGGACAAUGCCGGUGGCACCAAUACCAUCACCAAGACGAGUGCUUCACAAUAGUGAAAGCGUGAUCGUAGCAAGAAUGUCUCUGGCAGAAAAAACAUGGUUUCAUUCACUCACAGAUGGAUAUGAAGCCGCAGCAAAAGCUGCUCACGAUGAGAGCAGUGACAAGGAUAGUACUGACAAGAACACGUGUUACAAAUCUCAGCGUCGACAUUGUUUGACGCACUUUAUAAUCGGCAGGGAAGAGACACAGUCAUCCUCACCGUUUGAAGGUGCCUGGCGAACUGGGAUGCAUCAUAAACGACAGCGAAGCCCUAAUGACGCACUUUUACAUUCAGCGGAACUGCCAAUUACAACAGACACGGUGGCACCUGUUACAGAACGAGGUGGAGUCCGGAGUAUUGAGGAUAAGUUCGAUCAGCUAGGAGUCGACGGAAUCGACCAAAAGGGGCAUGAGUACUCAGAGUACCGGUACUUGCUAGACGUCCCUAUCAUUGUCAAGGGUUUUUCGGAUGGAAGGAUUGUCAUUGAAUUGCUGAGCCAAGAGCACCUCUCGAGUGAAUAUGGUGGCGUGCUGAAGGAUACAGCUACACGACUGUCAUGUCAUUCAGGGAAAGUGACAGCGCUGGCGCACUGCUGUUUGGGAGUUGAGUCCGCCACAUCGUCAUGUCCAAAAGCGGCUUCCUCCUGUCGUACAAGUACGGACAUAUUGAAAGAGACGUAUCUUGCAACAGCAAGAAACCCUUUCCAUCGUGCGCGCUUUCCUGAUCUCGCUUUAGCAGGCAAUUCCGAUAAGCGACAAGCUGUGUUCAACAGUGGUCAUCAAAGCUCGUUCACGAUGAAGAUCAUGCUGGAUGAUCAUGGAAUACUUGAUGGAUUAUCUCCCGACGCUGCAAGCAACCAUCCUGCACUCAAAUUUGUACUCUUUAGCGGUGCUUCAGAUGGUGUCCUAUGUGUGGUUGAGCUGACCUUGUACCACCCGGCUACAAAAAACGAAUCAGGCAGGUCCGUUCGACAUUCAGCAAGGAUUUUGCAAAAGUUUCGUAACCACCGCGGCGCGAUCCAGCAGAUCAGUCUUUCACCAAUCAAGAGGGGCAUCAUUGGUUCUGGUGGUGAAAACUGGGAUGCAGAGUACCCUGAUCGAUGGAUUGCAACUGCAGGAGUAGAUUGCAAAGUAGUUGUCUACGCACCUCAAUGCUUGCGAAAGUCCUCAUCUCGACAUUCAAAAGCCCGGAGCACGCCGACGCAAUGUGCCGAUGAUCGGUUUUGUGUUGAGUGGAAGUGCGUGUUCCAAUUGUCCGAGCAUGCCGACAGUAUACGCAAUCUGGAUUGGCAUCUGGAGAGUGGUUUGCUUUACGUUCAAUGCGACGAUCAAAUGGUAUACGUCUGGAGCACUGACACAGGCAUUUUAGAGCGUACGGUUCCGUGUGCGUUGGUCUAUGGCGGUGGUGGUGAUAGCAAUCCGGUGGACGUUAGAGACGAAGCCGAUAGCGUCGGCCGCUCCGCCGCUGGAUUCUCAACGCUCUCAAUCGGCAAUGCAACGGUGCAGCUUAUCCAGCUAAGUGUUCUCCGGAGUGCGGAACAGCUCAAAGAAAAUUGGACAAGUUACUUCUCUUCACGUUUUCGGAGCAACAGCACCGUCGGUGAGUGCAGCGAGGUCGACCUUCAGUCUUCACAAGCUUCUGUAUACGCGACUGGAUCCAUGGAGUUGUUUAUGCUCUCGCUGCUAUUGUCGUGGGGUAUUACUCCCGCUAUUGAUCAGUCGUGUCGCAACAUCCUGGGAAUCAAACCAGCCCGUGCGCUCUACUCUUGUGCGCUUCAAGACUCCAUUUCAGGAGCCCUGACAAUACCUGUUCCAUGGUCAACGCGGACGAAUUCAUCGUUGAUGGAGAACGAGUCUACAGUAAGGCUCGGGAGUGAGUUUGCAAAGCCCGUUGUGCCUGCUUUUGCACGAAACUGGCAGCACUCAUCGGCACUGUCAGCUAGCAUCGCAUUGGGUGUCGUAUCGCUAUGUAUGAGCUGCAUGGAGUUUGAGCAUCCAGAGUCAGACAGCGUUAGCACGUCUUGCGUGAACAAGGAAGAAUUUCAAGUUUUGUGGAGUCAGCUGAUCACGCAGUACUCGGUUGUGCUGCCCGAAUGUGUAGCUCAGUUUCGCGAGCCAGCACUUGAAGAGCUUGCAGCCUUUGGUUUUGACUCCUGCGAGCAUACGCAGUUGGCAGCACGUACACUAUUGAGUAACGUGAUCAAGCGCCUCCAUCCAUCGGAACGCAGCAUAUUAUCUGCAGAGUACUCGGCGAAACUGCAUUGGGAGAUGGUACGUUUGGAGAUGGAGACGGGUUGUUCUUUUGUCGGGGCAUGUGACGGGGUCGGAAUCGGUGGCAGUGCGAACUAUAGCGCCCAGUCAAGCGGUAAUCGUGCCAGUGGUGGAAGCAGCAACAAUGCCGGAGCUCGCUCGCACCCAGGGGUAGUGGCAUUCUCGUUAGUAGUUGAAAGGCUGGGUCCACUAGUGCUCCUCAUGAGUAUGAUCGGCACGUAUUUCCCUGGCGAGAUAUCUCCAGCCUGCGCGCGUGAAGUUUGCAACAUACUGGUAUUCCUGUUAAAGGCACCGGAACGAUUCGUGGCGUCAGUGUCAUCAGAGCUGCUUACGAAAGGACUCAUGUUGUUCAGGCCGCACCUAGUUGAGUUGUCUUCGCUCAUCGUCCAGCUUCUCUUGAUUGACAUGCGCGAAAAACAGUGUGGGGCACCAAGUGGAGGCGGCGACGGUACCCCUUCUGCACCUGGUGGAUCUCUUGCCAACUUUCAAGAAGGAGGAACUGGUGGAAGCAAUGCAGCAAUGAGUUUGUUGGUGGAGGUUGGUGCGUACGAGUCGACAUUUGUUCUCAAGCUGCUACACCAGGAAAUGUUCAAUCUGGAUCGCCCACCUGGUUUUCACGAGAGUAUUCUAUCGUGUAUGAUGGAGCUUGUCAACACCCACUACCUGCUCAUGUGUCGACACCUGCCGGUCUUAGUGGGUACAGUGAUGGCAUGUCUGGACCCAACAAAGCCUGACCGCCGCCGUCGCUGUCUCUCUUUGAGUACCCGCUGCCUACAUAGCCUGGUGCAGCGGUUUCCAAUGGUCGACUUUCACAAGGAGACGCAGCGUUUGGCUCUGGGUACAAUGGAAGCUGUAAUUGUCAUCUACGAUCUCCGCACUGCUACGAAGUGGCGCGUCUUAGAUGGCCACGCUUCGGCCGUCUCGGCUGUUCGAUUUCGAGCCGAUGGACGUGUGUUGGUUUCGUACGCAGCUCGAGAUGGCAGUGUUCGAUGGUGGAAUAGUGGCAAUGCUGGUCUGUUUGGUGGCAUGCUCAAGAUGCAUCAGUCUUGUCUCAAAGAGCAUACACUGACUGCAGUAAACGAGGCUCCACAUGGAGGUGGUGCACCAGCGUCCAUGAGUGGAGCAAGUGCUGGACUCAAGCAGAUCAUCCAGACCUGCCGCUUCCACUUUCUCACUCGAGCCGAUACUCCUCGCGACAAUGGUAGCCGGAGCACGCUGGAUGAGCCACUGAAACAGCACAUUUUGCGACUCACUCGAGAAGAUGCUAGCCAAGUGCAGUUCCUGCUGUAA